Cyclocybe aegerita is the source of this 960-nucleotide messenger RNA. NCBI's taxonomy places the organism in Eukaryota, Fungi, Basidiomycota, Agaricomycetes, Agaricales, Hemipholiotaceae. The record is from the annotation of a GenBank genome assembly.
AUGCCUCCCCGGAAAUCUGAAAGCCCUGCAAAGACGAAGUCUCAGAAACUUCGUCAACUUCCAAAGAAGCUUCGCGAUAUAAACUCAAACCCAGACCUCUGCAGUUUUAUCAACGGCGUUCGACUUCAACCGACUGGCCGACGGCGACGAACGAGUUCAAGUCUCGCCACUUCCACUAGCCCGACUCCCCAUCCGACGCAGUACCAGUAUCAGUCGGAAGCCGCGAACGUAUUGCCUCCCGAGUUCAACUACCGUUGCGCGAGGUCGUCCUCCGACUAUGUACCGAAUUCUGGAUACUUCCCGGAAGGGCAGGCUAAUGGUCUUUACGGAAUCGACAUACAGAGCAGCACGUAUCACACUCCACAAGACAUUCAGCGACCCUUUCCUAUGCAAGCCAGCCAGCCUAAGGCACAGUAUUCCAUUGACGAGGCUCCUUCAAUGCCCCACCCUUCUUCAAAUUCGGUACCGGCUCAGGCCAUACAUAAUCCGUCCUUCAUGCCAUUCAACGCACCAAACCCUGAACACGGGUUUCAAGACCAUGCUCGCCAUGAUUACUGCCUCUAUUCAAGCACUUCCCUCACCUCGAGCUCAUUGACAGAGACCAAUUAUUCUGCAGAAGAAACCACGGCGCCUUGUCAGCAGAGUUUCGAACAGCCGUCUCUCGAAGAUGUUCCAUUCUUCGGCGCGUCGAGCGCUGGGUUAAUCCUCGGCCCUCAGAUGCAUCCCACCUUACGCCCGCCCUAUUCUUAUCAGGAUGGAGACCAGUGGGGUCCCAGAUUUGACUACGAUGCCGGAUACGAGAAUCAAGUCUCAAACACAGUCGAAAGUAACAGCACCUACUAUUAUCCCUACCCGCCGUUUUCUGACAAAUUUGUUGGUGGACAAGCUGAAUCACACGGAGAAGAAAUGGUCGAUGAGUCUGCCUCUUUGAACCCAAGCCCCUUCUAUUAUUCACAGUAG